CCUGGGGAAGGUGGGGGUCCAUGGAGGUCAGACUGAGCUGCAAGGAGCCCAGGGGCCAAGGGAAAGGGGUCCUUAAUAUCACCAGGUGUCCUGGGAGAGCCACAGGGCUGCAAAGAAGCUGACCUGCUGGAAGGGGGUUCUGGGCAGGCCAGAAAGGCCUCCCUGGCUGGCGCCUCUGUCCAGCCCUAGUCCCGCCCGGCCGCACCCCUGACUCACUUCCUUUGCAAGGAACGGAAACCUCCCCAGAGCUUCCUCUGCUCCAGACGCUUUCUGGGGACCCGCAGGUGUCGCUGCCUACUCCAGGCCUCAGCUGGCCCAGGAGGCCCCUGUACCACCCAUCUCUCUCUAGGGAGGACAACAUUUCCUGCUUCCUGCUCCAGCCAGAGCUGGGGAACACUGAGCUGCAGGGAACGUGACCUGCAUGCCGAGCGCAGAUUCUGCGCCAUGGACUGCGGCCAGCCCAGCUUGGAGUCCGCAGCCACGGACCCCAGAGCCUCAGGCCCUUGCGUGAUUGCUCCGGUGCGCGCUGUGCUCCGCCUACGCCGCCGUGUGUGGCUACUGCGCAAGCGGCGUCUCCUGCAGCUGGGCUCUGGGUCCGACACUGGGACCGGGGCGCUCAGGCCUGGCUGCGGCUCUGGGUCCCUGCGCGGGGAGCUGGACCAGCCGAAAUUCUUCACCUUCGAUGGCCCGGCGGAGCUGUCCUCCAGGACGCUGCGCAAGAGGCGCCGGCGCAGCCGCGUGGUGCUCUACCCUGAGGCUUCGCGCAAAUACCGACCUCGCGCAGAGCGCCGGAGCCGCGCACAACGAUGCCUGCUGCUGCUCGCAGCCAUCGUGGGUUUCCAGGUUCUCAAUGCCAUUGAGAACCUGGACGAUAACGCUCAGCGCUACGACCUCGAUGGGCUGGAGAAGGUGCUACAGCGAGCUGUGUUUGGCCAGCCGGCCGCCGUGGGCCGCAUUGUAGCGCUGUUGCGGGACUAUCUGGCCACGCAUGUGCAUAGUCGCCCGCUCCUCCUGGCACUGCAUGGGCCCAGUGGCGUAGGCAAGAGUCAUGUAGGCCGCCUCCUGGCACACCACUUCCGCGCGGUGCUCGAGGACAGCGCACUCGUGCUGCAGUAUCACUCACGGCAUCACUGCCCACAGCCGCGCGCUGCGCAGGACUGCCGGGAGGAUCUGGCGCGGCGUGUGGCUGAAGUGGUGGCACAGGCCGAGGCGGAAGAGAAGACCCCUCUCUUGGUAGUGGACGAGGUGGAGCUCCUACCGCCAGCGCUGCUGGAUGAGCUAGACGGCUUCAUGCAGCCGCAGCGUUCGCACCACUUUCACAAUGCCAUCUACGUGCUCCUUAGUGGCACAGGUGGCGCGGAGAUCACCCGAUUUGUAUUGCAGAACGCCUCCCGCGCGCAGCCCCUGCGUCCUGACAGAGUCCGUGGUGCUCAAGCCGCUGCAGAGGAGUCCGAGGAGGAACUGCAUGCCAGUCUUCGGGAGCUCCUGGCCCGCGAGCACCCACUGUGGCAGGCUGCGGCCAUCGUGCCCUUCCUGCUGUUGGACAAGCAGGACGUGGUCAACUGCUUCCGGGAUGAGAUGGCCGGGGAGGGCUUUUUUCCUGAGCAGGCUCGCGCAGAGCUCCUGGCCUCACAGCUCAGCUACUACCGUGUUGCUGGCCGUGAGUUUGCUAUCACUGGCUGCAAGCAGGUGGUAGCCAAGGUGAACCUUUUGUAGCAUAGGCGCACACACUGUGUUGGUGCAGCAGGAGGAGUUUGGGUGUGUGUGACCUGUGGUCACUAAGCUGCUUCACCCUGGAAGCUGGGGAGGCUGGCAGAGGUGUCUCAGCUCCGUGCUCCCAAUUUCCAGUUCCACCCCAGAACCCUGAGUUUGUCCCUGGGGUCAUCAGGAGAGUAGCCACCUUCCUCCACACCUGCUGUGCCCAGCACAUCCCAGGCCUGUAUGAUAGGGUUUUGUUAGCAGCCCUAGGAGGUGGGCCGUCCGCUCUCAGGGUACAAAAGACCUCAGAGGGCAAGCAGCCCCUAGGGCCACACAGCUAAUCCCUAAGGUCACAGAGUUGGGAUGUGAACCCAGCUCAAUGGGUGCUUGCUGCAGCUUCCAUAACCCCCAAAUACACCCAGUGGCCCCCUGCACACCUCUUGGGCUUAGGGGCCCAAGGGCCAUGAAAGCAUUGGAGCAGUUGGGUGUCUCCACACCAAUGAGUGAUCCCAGAUGCUCUGGAUGAUUCAGGCUGACAGUGGUAGUAGGUGGGCCUAAAUGAGGGGCCCUGAACUCUUUGGCUCCUACUGUCCUGGCCACUGAGCCCGGGCCACUGAUCCACUCCAGGGCCCUGAACUGGGAAAGAUGGCUAUACAGAGAUGCCUUGGAUGCAGCUAGAUGUGCAGAGCCGUGGCCCUGGAUUCUUUUCCCAGGUGGAGUGGAGGGGGUCCCUUACAUCCUGGCCCCUUCCUGGCCUGCAGGCUCUGGAGAUGACACCCCGUGGACUCCACAGCCAGCACUUACAGCAGUGAGUGAAAGAAGUCCUGCUGUUUACACCCGCCUCCCCUCCAGGAGCCAUAUUUCCAGGAUCAACAGGCUUGCGGGCUUGGCUAUCUAGGGAGCAGUGGAGGGAAGGCGCCUCAGCAGAUCCUGCCCCCUGCUGGCUGAGUCUACCGUGCGGACCCUUUCUGCGCCUUGCUGUGGAGGUGGCUUGUCCUUGGUAGUAGAGGCGUCUGGGCACCACGGUUGUGCACCUGUCUUCCCCUCCUGUCCACCAGACCGCUCAAGACCGGAAUGCUCCGCCUCCCGGACUCCUCCCUCGGUGGGCGUUCGCAGCGCCCGACUUAGUUCUGGAGCGGCCUUAGUGCUGCCACCUGGUGUCCGCGCCCAGUUCCGCCUCGGAGUCUGCGGGCCGCACUCGCCACCAACCCUGUCCCAGAGCGCGCCGCAGGGAAACUGGAGCAAGGACUAGCCGGUGGCAGGAGGGGUCCAGCAAAGUGGCAGGGCCGCCCUUGUGAAGCACGGCCAUGCACGCGCGCACCCUGGUCUUAGUUCAACCACGUCUCCAGGGACACCUUCUCCGAACCGUGACCACGGAGUCUAAGGUGUCCUUAGAAGGGUUCGCUGCUUAAGUGGUCACCCGAGCAUGCUGGGUUACUGUCCCUCUUCCAACUCGCCCUGGCGGCGGUCUGCGGGCUUGGGCACUUGGAUCUGGGUAGAUUCGAGCCUCUCAUAACACUGAGCGAGGGCUUGGCGCGGGGAUCUGGGUUGCACUGGGUGGUAGGACCUCUGCUCCUGAUGCUUGUGGGGUGGGGUGGCCAGCUGUGGGAGCCCAGGACUGGCUCCAUCUAUCCUAGCCCAACUUGCAGGAGACAGCUUGCAGCAGGACGUCCAGCUGGGCAGUCCAGUGACCUGCAUUGAUGCUUCAGGGGUGUGUGAGAGCUGCUGAGCCGGAGGCCAUGUCCAGCCUGGGCAGGAGUGCUGUUGGGGUCCUCACCACUCCCCAGAAGGGCCCCCAGGACCAUCACCACCACCCACCACCCCUGCCCACACACAGCACUCAGCCACAGGUGUGGCUUGCCCAGCCAAACAUGGCCUGUUCCCAAUCAGCAGCACCUGACAAUCCAAGCAAUCUUAUUUUAUUUAUUUAUAAAACAUUACAUGGAGGCUAAUUUCUGUGCUUAAGCGGAAUGUGCAGAAAAUGUCGUGGGGCUGGUUGUGUCACACCUGUUAAUAAAUCGUGUGGCUCAAAUCUAA
Molecule: messenger RNA, 3735 nt
Organism: Ictidomys tridecemlineatus (thirteen-lined ground squirrel)
Lineage: Eukaryota; Metazoa; Chordata; Mammalia; Rodentia; Sciuridae
Gene: Tor4a
Product: torsin family 4 member A
Cellular component (GO): endoplasmic reticulum lumen; nuclear envelope
Molecular function (GO): ATP hydrolysis activity; ATP binding
Source: RefSeq, a predicted model, not a curated record